Molecule: messenger RNA, 2179 nt
Organism: Gavialis gangeticus (Gharial)
Lineage: Eukaryota; Metazoa; Chordata; Crocodylia; Gavialidae
Gene: GPSM1
Product: G-protein signaling modulator 1
Exons: 15
Coding region: 56-2179 (707 amino acids)
Molecular function (GO): GTPase regulator activity; protein binding
Source: RefSeq, a predicted model, not a curated record
GGCUGCUGGCAGGCAGCUGAGCGGUCUCCCCGGCGCCCGCGUCCAGCUCUCCACAAUGCUCUGGCUUCGGAGGGACUGGCUUCUCCGUCACACCAAGUUCCUGUGGAAGUGGUGCCAGUCCUGCGUGCUGCCCGCGUCCCCGGCCCACCGGCCUCACAGGCUGAGGAUGGAGGCGUCCUGCCUCGAGCUGGCGCUUGAAGGGGAGCGUCUGUGCAAGGCUGGAGACUUCAAAGCCGGGGCAGCCUUCUUCGAGGCAGCUGUGCAGGUGGGGACGGAGGACCUGAAGACUCUCAGUGCCAUCUACAGCCAGCUGGGCAAUGCUUACUUCUACCUAAAGGAGUAUUCAAAAGCCCUGGAGUACCACAAGCACGACCUCACGCUAGCCAGAACCAUUGGGGACCGGAUCGGAGAGGCCAAGGCCAGCGGCAACCUCGGGAACACAUUGAAAAUCCUCGGGCAGUUUGAUGAAGCAGUCGUGUGCUGCCAGAGACACCUGGAUAUAUCUCAGGAGCAGGGAGACAAGGUGGGGGAAGCCCGAGCGCUGUAUAACAUUGGCAAUGUUUACCACGCCAAAGGGAAGCAGCUGUCUUGGAGCGGGGCCCAAGACCCAGGCUACUUGCCUGAGGAAGUCAAGGAGACGCUCCAGAAAGCUUCAGAGUAUUACGAGAGAAACCUGUCUCUGGUGAAGGAGCUGGGGGACAGGGCCGCGCAGGGCCGUGCCUACGGCAAUCUUGGCAACACCCAGUACUUGCUCGGCAACUUCAGCGAAGCCAUCGCUUUCCACAAAGAGCGCCUCGCCAUCGCCAAGGAGUUUGGGGACAAGGCGGCCGAGAGGAGAGCGUACAGCAACCUGGGCAACGCGCACAUCUUCCUCAGUAGGUUCGACAUCUCAGCAGAGUACUACAAGAAAACCCUCCAGCUGUCCAGGCAAUUGAAAGACCAAGCGGUAGAAGCUCAGGCUUGCUACAGCCUUGGAAACACCUACACGCUGCUCCAGGAGUACGAGAGAGCCAUCGAGUACCAUCUAAAGCACCUGCUGAUUGCACAGGAGCUGGGUGACAGAGUGGGAGAAGGAAGAGCCUGCUGGAGUCUCGGAAAUGCCUACAUCUCCCUGGGGAACCACGAGCAAGCCCUGCACUUUGCACAGAAACAUCUUGCAAUAUCCCAAGAGAUCGGGGACUGGAACGGGGAGCUGACAGCUCGCAUGAACAUGGCCCAGCUGAAGGCCGCCCUCGGCAUGGUGCUGGGCGACGAGGAUGGAGACUGCUCCCGCCACUACACUGGCUAUGAAGCACAAGGAGCCAGGCCUAAAAGGAUCCAGAGGAGCAGCAUGGACAGCUUGGACCUCAUGAAGUUCCCCUCUGAAAAGGAGCAGAACGGAGACAGCCACCACAUGGGUGACCUGAAGCUGGCGGGAAAGGACUUCUUGCCCCUGCCUGUGAGAUCCAAGAGGUACCGGGAGAACCAGCCCGGUUCGGAGAGGAAAUCCCAGGAGUCCAGCACGUCCCCCCUGGAUACCAGAGAUGUCCGAGUCCACGUGUCUCAGUCGAAGAUCCCGCGGACGCCGUCAGACGAGGAUUGCUUCUUUGACCUGCUGAGCAAGUUCCAGAGCAACCGAAUGGACGACCAGCGCUGCCCGCUUGAGGAAAGCCAAACCGAGGCCGCUGAGGCCGCUGCCACCCCCGUGCCCGCCUUGGAAGAAAGAAUAUCGCAGUCCUCCCUCAUGGCAUCCCCGCAGACGGAGGAGUUUUUCGACCUCAUUGCCAGCUCGCAGAGCCGCCGGCUGGACGACCAGCGUGCCAGCGUGGGCAACCUGCCUGGCCUCCGCAUCACACACAACAACCUGGGGCACCUGCGCGUGGAGGGCGAUGCCCAGGAGCCGGGGGAUGACUUCUUCAACAUGCUCAUGAAGUGCCAGUCGUCCCGCAUCGACGACCAGCGCUGCGCCCCGCCGGACACCAUCCCCCGUGGCCCCACCAUGCCGGACGAAGAUUUCUUCAGCCUCAUCCAGCGGGUCCAGGCCAAGCGCAUGGAUGAGCAGCGGGUGGAUCUGGCCACAGCCCAGGAGGAGGCGGUACCCAAGGAGCUGCAGCCGCAGCCUCCGCCGCGGCCCGCUGGCAUGGAGCACCAGGGCAUUGCGGCGGUGGAUGGAGAGAAGCCGCGAGGGGCCAGGUCUUAG